Molecule: messenger RNA, 519 nt
Organism: Diutina rugosa
Lineage: Eukaryota; Fungi; Ascomycota; Pichiomycetes; Serinales; Debaryomycetaceae
Exons: 1
Coding region: 1-519 (172 amino acids)
Source: RefSeq, a predicted model, not a curated record
AUGAUGAGCCCUCGCUCCCCGCUUCCGCCAGUUAAAGCCACCAUGACCUCGCUCAAAUUAUAUACAAUAUUAACAGCAUUGUGGCUUGCUUCCUACGUUCAUGCUGAGGAGAAUUUCGCUAUUUAUAAUCCAGCCAUCUUCGUGUUAGCGGUGGACAACACUAAGCCCUGGGACCGGUUUCAUUAUGCCUUCGAUAACGGCGACGAUUGGGAUAAGCUAGCGGCGAAAGCGAAGGAGGAACCCGAGGCGAGAUUGACCUAUAACAGCGAGGCAGCGUUCACAUUCGGACUACCACAAAACCGAGACAUUCAGCUCGAUGCUUACCGCGUCGACGACGGCAAAUGGGACCUCCACGUAUUUACUAUUGACGCCAAACUGGGCAAGAAUAACCUGAAGGGGCCUAAGGCGGGUAGCUGUCACACUGAUGAAAAAGAGUUUGAUGAGAAGAAACAGGGACCGGGUAAAAGGACGAUCUUCUGUCGCGUCGAAGGUAAGAAGAUACCCAAAGUUGUGCCAUGA